Molecule: messenger RNA, 2844 nt
Organism: Ambispora gerdemannii
Lineage: Eukaryota; Fungi; Glomeromycota; Glomeromycetes; Archaeosporales; Ambisporaceae
Source: the annotation of a GenBank genome assembly
AUGAAUGUAUCAAAAAAAGACGAAGAUUCUGGCAAUUUGGGAAUAUUUUAUCACUUGGAUAAAACUACAGUGCUUCAAGAGGCUCGAGUAUUCAACGAAUCACCCAUUAUUCCACGAAAAUGCCGCCUCCUAUUAACAAAAAUCAUAUACUUAUUGUAUCUUGGCGAGCCAUUGGGAACAAAGGAAGCAACUGAGCUAUUUUUUAGUGUAACUAAAUUAUUUCAAUCUAAAGACAUUGCUCUACGACAAAUGGUUUAUCUGGUAAUCAAAGAACUAUCAACUAUUGCCGAAGAUGUAAUUAUGGUGACCAGUAGCCUGAUGAAGGACAUGCAACCAAAAUCCGAAGUUAUAUAUCGCGCUAAUGCCAUCCGAGCUUUGUGUAAGAUAAUCGACGCUUCCAUGCUUCCUAGUGUUGAGCGAUUUCUCAAAGCAGCAAUUAUCGACAAGACUCCAUCAAUAUCAUCGGCUGCACUGGUCUCAAGCUAUCAUCUCUUUCCUGCGGGUAAAGAUGUGAUCCGAAGAUGGGCUAACGAAGUUCACGAAGCGAUCAAUUCAAAACCAGCUUCGUUGGUGGGCAGCGCUUCUUCAUAUCUAACGUCUUUUUCAACCGGUGCUUCUUCAUAUGCUACACAACCAUCAACAAGUAAUAUAAAUCAGUAUCAUGCCUUGGGACUACUCUAUCUGAUUCGUCAGCAUGAUCGAAUGGCUGUGACAAAAGUGAUUCAACAGCUUGCUGGAGGUGGUAGAGGUGGUUUUGGAUCCUCGAGUAACGUGCUUCGUAAUCCGUUUUCUUAUUGUUUAUUAAUUCGAUAUGCUGCAAAGAUUCUUGAUGAAGAUCCAAACUCAAGGCAACAAAUGUAUGAAUUACUGGAGGCAUGGCUACGACACAAGAGUGAUAUUGUUAAUUUUGAAGCUGCGAAAGCUAUUUGUCAUAUUAAAGAUGUCACUGCCAAAGAAUUAUAUCCAGCAAUUAAUGGCAAGUUUGUUUUCCUUUCUUCGCCAAAACCAACACAACGUUUUGCAGCAAUUCGUACACUCAACAAACUAGCCAUGACUCAUCCAACAGCAGUCCAGCCAUGUAAUUUAGAUAUGGAGAAUCUGAUCACCGAUCAGAACAGAAGUGUUGCUACUUUUGCAAUAACUACAUUGCUCAAGACAGGAAACGAGGCGAGUGUUGAUCGACUAAUGAAACAAAUAACAGGAUUCAUGAGUGAAAUAUCAGAUGAAUUCAAAGUGAUUGUAGUAGACGCGAUUCGCUCCUUGUGCCUUAAAUUUCCCUCAAAGCAAGCAGUUAUGCUGAACUUUUUAAGUGGGGUGUUACGUGAUGAGGGUGGUUACGAAUUUAAGCGGGCGGUAGUUGAGGCGAUAUUUGAUUUAGUAAAAUUCAUCCCGGAAUGCAAGGAGGCUGCACUUGCUCACUUGUGUGAAUUCAUUGAAGAUUGCGAAUUCACAAAACUGUCUGUACGCGUUCUUCAUUUACUUGGUGUUGAAGGACCAAAGACAGCAACACCCACCAAAUAUAUACGAUACAUUUAUAAUCGUGUCAUUUUGGAAAAUUCAAUUGUUAGGGCGGCUGCGGUUAGCUCACUUGCAAAGUUUGGAGUGAGUGUCGGGGAUGUAGAAGUGAAAAAGAGUAUUAAAGUUUUAUUGACAAGAUGUUUGGAUGAUAAUGACGAUGAAGUACGUGAUAGAGCCACUUUAUAUCUAAAGCUUUUGGAGGACGAAGCAGGUGCCGAAAAAUAUGUUAAAGAUGAUUCAACAUAUUCUCUUUCAGCCUUGGAGGAACAACUUGUCCAGUAUGUAAGCACACUCGAAGCAACUGAAAAACCUUUCGACUUGUCUGCAAUACCAAAAAUCACCAAAGCACAAGCUGAAGCUGAAAACACACGUCCACGAAGCAUUGAUCUUAAUACGACAUCUCAGACUCUUGGAAGUGUCAGUGCAACAAUUACCCCACAUGUUGUUAAUACUUCGAUUUCCACCGCUAGCAGAGAUGUAACUACUCCUACACCAACUGGUCUAGUUCAACAACACUCUUAUGCUCCGAAAUUGGCCGCAAUUCCAGAAUUUGCUUCGUAUGGUGAAUUAUUUACUAGUAGCAACAAACCUAUUGAGCUGACAGAGAGCGAAACCGAAUAUGUUGUUAGUUGUGUUAAACAUAUAUUCAAGGAACACAUUAUUUUCCAGUUUAAUAUUACAAAUACAUUAAAUGACACAUUAUUGGAAAAUGCUUCAGUUGUCAUGCAACCGGAACCAGAUGAUGUUUCGCUAGAAGAGGUUUUAGUUCUUCCAGCACCAAAGUUGGCAUACGAUCAACCUGCUUCUGCCUAUGUUGUUUAUAAACGUAUAAAUCCCGAGGAAUAUGUGCUUGGCUCUUUCUCGAACACAUUAAAAUACAUUGUCAAAGAAUUUGAUCCUACCACGGGUAAAGCUGAAGAGCAAGGCUACGAAGAUGAAUAUCAGGCAUUUCAGGUUGAAGACAUUGAUUUACUUGCUGGUGAUUAUGUCCUUCCUACAUAUUUGAGCGAUUUCAUUACUGCGUGGGACCAACUUGGUGAAGAUGGACAAGUAGUCGAGACAUUCGCAUUAACCGCCAUGAGUAGUCUACAAGAUGCUUGUACCAAACUAAUCAGUCUGCUUGGUAUGAGCGAUGUCGAGAAUACCGCCACUCCUCAAUACACCAGUCUACAUACACUACUACUGUCAGGAACUUUUCUGGGUGGUAUCAAAGUACUCGCUAAAAGUCGAAUGACGUACGCGCCCAGUUCUGGUGUAACUAUGGAACUAAAAGUGCGAUCGCAAGAUAUAGAAAUAAGUCGUUUCAUGAUUGGCGCGAUCGCGUGA